GCCCCACCGUGUCUCAGCACACACCCAUGUCACACCCCUGGCUCCCCGUCAGGAUGACCUGGGAGGAAGGCUCUGGCGUCCUGCUCACAUCACAGCUGGGUUGGGACGGGGUGACUCAUGCAGGAAUUCCCGCCCCGGCCCUGAGGCCGGUGCCAGAUAAACCCUGAACCCGUCCCGCCCUGAGCAGAUGUCUGCCAACCCCAGCGCCCAGCCGUACGUCCCAGGGGGCACCAUGGUGAAGUUUGGGGCAGGCCUCAGGCCUGUGGAUCCUGCCUGUGGCUCCGGCUUGCUCUGCUCAGCUUGUGGCUUUCUGCUCAUCCGGCCCCAGCAGACAGAGUGUGGCCAUCGGUACUGUGCCACCUGCGUCCAGCAACUGCUGGGGGACACAGACAAGGUGACCUGCUACGUUUGUAGCAAGAGACUGAGCCCCAGCCAGAUUUACAAGGACCGAGCAGCCGAGAGAGACGCUCUCAGCACGGCCGUGACCUGCCCCAGAGCCAGCUGCAGCUGGACGGGGACCCUGGCGUCCUACCUGGAGCACCUCUGCCCCCCAGCGGCGAGUCCCGGCCCGGAGGAGAAGUCAGCUCCGAAGGACCCGGAAGCCCACGCAGUGGACGCCCCAUCCCUGGCUCUCCAGCGGCGGAUACAGCAGCUGGAGGUUAUCGUGACGUCCCUGCGCCAGGAGCUCCAGAGCCAGGCCGGUGCCAUGGAAGCUCUGCGGCGCCGGUGCCUCCAGGACCUGCUGUCCCCGGGGGUCUCCGCGGAGCCAUCCGGCUGCUCCCACAGGGCUCGGGGAGCUGUGACGACGUCCCCAGAGCUGGCCAGCGCCGACGGGACCCUGGUCUGGAAGCUCCAAGAGUUCUCCAAGCUGCUGGGGGACGCCAAGGCCAGGAGGAGGGCGUCCAUCUACUCCUCGGUCUUCGCCACCCACCCCUUCGGCUACCGGCUCUGCCUCCGGCUCUACCCGGACGGGGAUGGGGCCGGCCAGGGCACCCACCUCUCGCUGUUCAUGGCCUUGGCCAGAGGGCCCUACGAUGAUCUCCUGCCGUGGCCUUUCCUCUCCAAGGUCACCUUCUACCUCCUGGAUCCCUGGCGGCGGAGGCCGGCCCUGAGGGAGACGUUCGCCCCCGAUCCCUGCAGCACGUCCUUCCAGCAGCCCCGGGGCCAGCUCAACGUGGCUAGCGGGAGCCCCCUCUUUGCCCCCCACGAACUGCUCCAAAACUACCUCAAAGACGACACCCUCUACGUCAAGGUGGUGGUGGACACGUCCAGGAUGGAGGUGUGAGCUUUGGGGGCGGGGGGUUCGUCUGCCCCCAUAGCCUCCUGACUCUUCCUCCCUCAGCCCCCCUAAAGCUCUGACCCUCAAUGCUGCCCCCUACCAUCCUCCAGCUCGCCCGCCAAAGCCUUAGAAAGAGCCUGUCUUGAGCGCUAGCGGCUCGGAAACCUUCCAGCUGCCAAAGGGUUGAUGUGGUGGGAGUUCCCCUUGCGGCUCAGCGCACUACACGCAUGUUGGGCUUUCAGAGCUAAGCUUGUUCUGAGACUGGAUGGGAGACCUCAGAUCCCUGUGCUCAGCAGGGACCCGGCUGUCUGGGGGCUUCGGGGGGAGACAGACCCCCAAAUGCUCAGCAGGGCCUGGCUUGUUUGUGCCGGUGGAUGGGAGACUAAUUUGCUUCUCUGGCUGAUGAUAAUUUAUGACCGUUAAUAACGCCUGGUGCUGCGGGACGGCGGCGCUCGCGGGUUUAUCUAAGCAGUGAAUUGUCUAUUUAUGUAUUUAUUGGCUGGCUGCUGGUGCCCGGGGCCGAGCCGUUCCCCCGGGGGAAGGAGGAGUCUGUGUGUGUGUUUCUGUGUGUGUGUGUGUGUGUGUGUGUGUGAAGCACAAUGAAUCCGGCCCCCGUGCAGUCACGUCCUAGGACACGGCCGGCUGCCCCACCCCAUAUUUAUCGCCAGCAUGUGGUUUAUUUAUUGUGUGAUAUUAUAAUAAAAAUCUCUGUGCGCC
Chelonoidis abingdonii (Abingdon island giant tortoise) is the source of this 1996-nucleotide messenger RNA. RefSeq names its product TNF receptor-associated factor 2-like. Gene Ontology annotation, cellular component: plasma membrane signaling receptor complex; cytoplasmic side of plasma membrane. Gene Ontology annotation, molecular function: zinc ion binding; tumor necrosis factor receptor binding. Gene Ontology annotation, biological process: signal transduction; regulation of apoptotic process; regulation of canonical NF-kappaB signal transduction. Lineage: Eukaryota; Metazoa; Chordata; Testudines; Testudinidae. The record is from RefSeq and is a predicted model, not a curated record.